AUGGAGAAAUCAGUAAUCCCGUUAUUCCCAUUACUUCUAGCAGGAAAUAGAUAUACUGCAAAAUACUAUUAUUGUUUAAUUGAACUAAGUAGCAAGCCCCAUAAACUUCAUAAUCAUGUUCUUCGAUGUAGUGAUUGGCCUGCCUCUAAAAAAAACAAAUAUCUUCAAAAAAUAAAUGAAGAAGGUUAUGUACCCUCUAUAGAACCUGUGAUAGCUGUAAUAGACUUGAAAUAUCUAACACCCAAACCAAAUUAUUCUGCCUACAAAUUAGGUGAUAUCAGUCCAAUAGGUCCAACAAGCUUGGAUAUUGAAAGUUUACAAU
Molecule: messenger RNA, 322 nt
Organism: Scutellospora calospora
Lineage: Eukaryota; Fungi; Glomeromycota; Glomeromycetes; Diversisporales; Gigasporaceae
Source: the annotation of a GenBank genome assembly